CUUUAAUUUAUCCCUGAGUUGACAAUUGGCCAGCUGAUUGACUAUGAAAUCGCUCAGUUCUAAUAAAUUAUAGAAUUAAGCAAUAUUGUGAAAGGCUGAAAAAUCAGAUGUUUUCUAGCUAUCCAAGGACGUAGAUCUACCGGGCCAGUAGUGUAGAUAAAAUAUUCAUCACACAUUUUACUGUUGAAAGUGUUCAGUGCCGGCCGUCUGUUAAAGGUAGCAGGGUCUGGCUCAUUUCAUUAAACCCCCUGUACAUGAAAGAAAACUUCAAUGGAUCAGUUCUGUGGUUCCGAAUUUUGGAACACCUCCCUGACCUGGCAGACCGAUGAUCCAGACUUCACGAUAUGCUUUGAAAAAACCGUUCUCGUGUGGGUCCCCUGUUUGUUUCUCUGCCUUUUUACCGGCCUGGAGAUUUUCUAUAUCACCAAUAGUACCAGAAGAGACAUUCCAUGGAAUUUGCUGAACAGUUCGAAAGUUUUUGUGACUGCAGCCCUAUGUAUCUUAAUGAUCAGUGACUUUAUUACAAGUUUACACAAAUCAAGUUCACAGUUUGUGCCUAGUGUGGAUAUCUGCCAGCCUGUCGUCAAGUUUGCCUGCUUUUUGCUCACAGGCUUACUCGUCUACUACAACAAGAAAUAUGGGAUCCGAACAUCCGGACUUCUUUUUCUCUUCUGGUUCCUGUUGUCCCUUUUUGGGGCGGCACAAUUUCGAACCGAAAUUCGCACAGUGCAGAGAGAAGGUGCCCCCCGGUCUUAUUACCAGUAUGUCAGCUACUUAAUAUUUUAUCCUUUGGUUUUAUUGAUGUUUCUAUUGAACUGUUUCGCUGACCAACCUCCUCGAGUUACUAAGUAUCCAAAAAAACAGAACGAAUGUCCCGAGGACGGUGCAGGUUUCUUGUCCCGAAUGCUAUUUUCAUGGUUUGAUACGUUAACUUGGAAAGGAUUUAAGAAUCCGCUGGAAAUGAAAGAUCUUUGGGAUUUGAAUCCGGCAGAUUCGGCGGCCGAAAUUGUGCCAAUUUUCGAAAAGCAUUGGCAAAACACGCUUUCAAAGUCCAAAGGGGUGCCAACACAAGUCCGAGCCCAACUUAAAGGCUCCGGCGAAGUGGACUUUCUCCCAGCAUCCAAAAAGGAAGCUUCAGUACUGCCAGCAUUAUUAAAGUCCUUCGGGCCCAUGUUUCUCUUUGGGGCUAUGUUGAAGUUAAUGCAAGACAUCCUCAUGUUCGUCAGUCCGCAGCUUUUAGGGUUUAUCAUCAAUUUCGUAAAGAAUGGCGGAUAUGCUUGGCAUGGCCCAUUUUUUGCAGUUUUGAUGUUCCUAACGGCUACCAUACAAACGCUGUUUUUAGCCCAAUAUUUCAAUAGAAUGUUCAUUGUUGGUAUGCGCAUCAGAACUGCUUUGGUCUCAACCAUCUACAGAAAAUCUCUAAAUAUCUCGAAUAAUGCUCGAAAAGAGAGGACAGCAGGUGAAAUAGUAAAUCUCAUGUCGGUCGAUGCACAAAAAUUCAUGGAUCUGACAACGUACUUAAAUAUGAUUUGGUCAGCCCCAUUGCAGAUCUGUUUAUCCAUGUACUUUUUGUGGCAAGAACUCGGUCCGUCCGUUUUAGCCGGUUUGGCGGUGAUGAUCAUUUUGAUCCCGAUCAAUGGGUUCAUCGCCGACAAAUCAAAGAAUUUGCAAAUUAAACAGAUGAAGAACAAAGACGAGAGGGUGAAGUUGAUGAACGAAGUGUUGAGCGGAAUGAAGGUGCUCAAGUUGUAUGCUUGGGAGCCAAGUUUUGAGGCCCACGUGUUGAAAAUCCGAGACAAGGAAGUGAAGGUGUUGAAGGAGGCGGCCUAUUUGAAUGCGGGAACUUCGUUUAUUUGGUCAUGUGCUCCAUUUUUGGUGUCACUGGUCACUUUCGCUACUUAUGUAUUAGUGGAUGAAAGAAAUAUACUUGAUGCGAACAAAGCAUACGUUUCUAUUUCGCUUUUCAAUAUUUUAAGGUUCCCCCUCAGUAUGUUGCCUAUGAUGAUUUCCAACAUGGUUCAAACAUACGUCUCAGUAAAGAGAAUAAACACGUUUAUGAAUGCUGAGGAGUUGGACCCUAAUAAUGUUAGUCAUGAUGAAACAGAAGCUGAUCCUCUUGUGAUUGAAAAUGGGUCUUUCUCCUGGGGCGAAGACUCUAUUUUAAAGGGCAUAAAUAUAAGAAUUCCUCAUAAGACUUUGACUGCAAUUGUCGGCAGUGUAGGGGCUGGAAAAAGUAGCUUAAUAUCCGCCUUUCUUGGGGAAAUGGACAAAGUGUCCGGAAGAGUAAAUACCUAUGGAACUGUCGCAUACGUUUCGCAACAAGCCUGGAUUCAAAACGCCACUUUAAAAGAUAACAUCCUAUUCGGAAAAUCAUACGACAAGGAUUUAUAUGAUAAAGUGAUUGAGGGUUGUGCUUUAAAGCCCGACUUUGAUAUGCUUCCUGGUGGAGAUCAAACGGAAAUUGGAGAAAAAGGCAUAAACUUAUCUGGAGGUCAGAAACAACGAGUGAGCUUAGCUAGAGCGGUUUAUGCCGACGCGGAAAUCUACUACUUAGACGAUCCACUUAGCGCUGUGGAUUCUCAUGUAGGCAAACACAUUUUCGAUCAAGUUUUAGGACCCACAGGGCUAUUGAAAAACAAAACUAGAGUUUUAGUUACUCAUGGGAUCAUUUAUUUGCCCCAAACCGACAAAAUAUUCGUUGUAACACAAGGGGAAAUAUCGGAAAGUGGUAGUUAUCAGGAAUUGUUAGCUAAAAAGGGAGCUUUUGCUGAAUUCCUUCUGCAACAUAUUCAGGAACAUGAUGAAGAUGCUGAAGAAUUGGACGAAAUUAAAAAGCAAAUCGCUCAACAAGUGAGCGAUGAUCUUUCUAAGCAAUUGGUGCGAAAACGGUCUAAAAUAUCAGAGUCCAAGUCUGAUUCUGGAUCUAAUCCAGCCCUAAAUGGGUCUUUGCAAAGACAGAAAUCUCAAGAUAGCAAUAAGGCCAAGAUGAAAGAAUCUGAGGGAGUAAAUGGGCCUGUUCAAGGCGAAAAGCUAAUUGAAGUCGAAAAAUCUGAAACGGGAAGCGUAAGCUGGCAAGUUUAUAAACAUUACAUAAUGUCUAUAGGAGUUGUGAUCGUUAUUAUUACCGUGUUUCUUAACAUGCUUUUCCAAGGGUUCAGUAUUGGAUCAAACGUUUGGUUAGGAAUUUGGGCUGAUGAUACAAAAAUGGUCGAUAGCAAUGGAACGGUUGAUACCGCAAGACGAGAUUUAUAUUUGGGUGUAUAUGGAGCUUUAGGAGUCGGGCAAUCUGUUUUCUCAGUUUUCCUGCAGUUAAUUCCCGAAUUGGGCUGUGUUACAGCCGCAGCUAUUUUGCAUAAACAUUUGUUAAAUAACGUUUUGCGUUUACCGAUCAUGUUUUUCGAUACCACACCCACCGGACGAAUAUUAUCUAGGUUUUCCAAAGACGUAGAAGUUGUUGACGAUACUCUACCUUGGUAUAUUAACGAUGGCAUGUAUUGUAUUUUCGAGGUUCUUGGUACCUUGGCGGUUACCAGUUACACAACUCCACCUUUUACGAUAAUUAUCGCUCCUAUUGGAAUUUUAUACUAUUUCAUACAAAGAUUCUAUGUGGCCACUUCCCGACAAUUGAAACGUCUUGAAUCCGUAUCAAGAUCGCCGAUUUACUCACAUUUUGGUGAAACUGUUAGCGGAGUUCAAGCGAUCAGAGCGUAUGGACAGCAAGCAAGAUUUACCAAAGAAUCAGAGUACAAAGUGGACCAAAACCAGCUUUGCUACUAUCCUAGCAUAAUUUCGAACCGCUGGUUAGCUGUUCGAUUGGAAAUGAUCGGUAAUUUGAUCAUACUGUUUGCGGCGCUUUUUGCUGUUUUGGCUAAGAAUCAAAUGCCUGGUUUGGUUGGAUUGUCCAUUACAUACUGCUUGCAGAUUACGCAAACACUCAACUGGCUCGUACGAAUGACUUCGGAUGUUGAAACAAACAUCGUGGCCGUUGAACGCAUUAAAGAGUACGCGGAAGUUCCCCAGGAAGCGCCUUGGAAACUUUCCCAUGAGAUCAUGCCGUCUUCUUGGCCGGAAACGGGCGCGGUUACAUUCAAAGACUAUUCCGUCAGAUAUCGUCCUGGUUUGGACUUAGUCUUGCAUGGCGUCAAUUUUACAGUCAACGGCAGCGAAAAAGUGGGCAUAGUCGGCCGAACGGGAGCGGGAAAAUCCAGUCUAACCCUCUCACUGUUCAGAAUAAUUGAGGCUGCUGAGGGCCAAAUAAUCAUCGACGGUGUAAAUGUGGCUUUGUUAGGUUUGCACACUUUAAGAUCUCGCUUGACUAUUAUUCCUCAAGAUGCUGUGCUCUUCUCUGGAUCACUCCGAAUGAAUUUGGAUCCGUUCGAUAAGCACAGUGACGACGAAGUAUGGAAGUCUUUGGAAUUGGCUCAUUUGAAGACGUUUGUUCAAGGCCUAUCAUCUGGUCUGAACCAUGAAAUCUCGGAAGGUGGAGACAACCUUUCAGUUGGUCAACGCCAGUUGGUUUGUCUGGCCCGAGCGCUGCUUCGUAAAACCAAAGUUUUAAUCUUGGAUGAAGCGACUGCCGCUGUUGAUUUGGAAACUGAUGACCUGAUCCAGAGAACCAUUCGAACGGAGUUCAAAGAUUGCACAGUGCUGACUAUUGCGCACAGAUUGAACACAAUCAUGGAUUCAGACAGGGUUAUCGUUCUGGAUAAAGGAAAGGUGGUCGAGUUUGAUUCGCCAGCCAAUUUACUCAAACGACCUGAGAGUAUUUUUUACGGAAUGUGCAAGGAUGCAGGUCUGGCUUAAGGAGCAGCAUUAGUACAAAUUCAGUUCAUGUCAUUUUAUUUGCUUAAUGCAAAAAGUGCUUCAGUUUUUUUAUCGGUUUUACUUAAGGUACGAUACUUACAACGCUCUUUAUUGGAGGGAAGUCAGUGCUUUUUUCUUAACUGCGAAUUACUUUGGAACAUUUAUUUUAAUUGUAAUUGAGAUUGGCUAAAAAAUGACUACUUAUUGUUUCUAAACUUAUCUUCUAACGGCUGUGUGAUCAAACGUUUUUGCUUAAUUAAUCAUUUUCAUGUAGUAUCACAUGAAACAUUUCAUCGUGUUCAAUCUUCAAAAGUUUACUUAAAAAGUCUAGGUGAUGUUUUAGUUUAAAGCUCUUUGUAUGGGUGGGGUUUAAAUACUCUGAUGAAGCUCUAUUCUUGCCUUAUCCUAUCUUGUGAUGUUGACAGAAAUAAAUUAUCUCUAACUUACUAUUAACUUUUUUAGAUAUAUGUAUUUAAGGGCGUUUAAACAGUUUUCUUCGUUCUUUACGCUUUUCAAUAAUGAUACUAUAGUAAAUAAUCAAAUCAACACCAAAAGACGAUUUAUAUGCAUUAAAAAGUGUCAAUUUUUUUAUACUUUCUACACAUUUUUAAAUUUCUUUUGGGCAUUUUAGAACAAUGAACGAUUCAUUAAUGAACUAUUAGUGUUUUUUAAAUGUGGUUUUUGUUAGUUUUUCACCCCUUUCAAUGUUUUUUUUUGCAUUAUAUGUACACGAUUGUAGAUAUUGUUCGUUAGGCGCCUCGAUAAAAUUAAGGUCGCAUUAGUUUUCAAAAUAGAGAUUAUUAUUUGUUUACAUUUUACAUUGCAAACUUUAUCAAUGUCUAUGUAUUUUUUUUAUUAAACACUUUUAUGACAU
Molecule: messenger RNA, 5677 nt
Organism: Dendroctonus ponderosae (mountain pine beetle)
Lineage: Eukaryota; Metazoa; Arthropoda; Insecta; Coleoptera; Curculionidae
Product: multidrug resistance-associated protein 1
Exons: 22
Coding region: 271-4803 (1510 amino acids)
Biological process (GO): transmembrane transport
Cellular component (GO): membrane
Molecular function (GO): ATP hydrolysis activity; ATP binding; ABC-type transporter activity
Source: RefSeq, a predicted model, not a curated record